UGUAUUUUUAUUACAUAUAGAUUAAAAAAACUAUAACUAUAAUCCACAUUAAUAUUAACUUAUAUAAACAUAUUAAGCUGAAAUUCGGUAUACAUAUGUAUUUUUAUUACAUAUAGAUUAAAAAAAACUAUAACUUGUGACGAUGUAAAUAGUCACUCUCAAUUUAAAACCCCAAUAUCGAAAUCGUGGUGCCACCUGUCAGAAGCCAUUGAACAGUGAGUUCGAAAAUUAUGGUAAUGAGGGAAAUCCAAUGCCGCCGGCUGACCCAAUGAAAGUCGUGAAAGUGGGUCGCGCGGCUAGUUAGUAGGAAGAGAAAGUGACAGGUGGCAGGGCCAGUACUGAAAUUCGAGAACGAGAAGAAGAAGACGGGCCAUGUGGAGAGAAAUUUGGACGCUACAGGUGUCCUAUACUUUCGCCGCCAUAAUGGAUUUUUACAUGAGCCGCGCCGGUACGCCAGUACUCUCGCUGUUGUGAAUUUUCAAUUAUAUUUGAGUUAUUAGUGUAUUUUCUUUGAGUUGAGUGUUUGAGAAAGUGGAGCGUGAAGCUCAGGAUUUGUGAAAUAAAUACAAUUAUUUGCAUUGAGCCGGAGUGUUGUUUUAUUCUUAUUGUUUUCUUCUUGAAUUUUCCCUGUGUGCCGAUACCUGGAGACCACUGCCAGUAGAGAGCCGAGAUAGAGAGAAUAAAAAGGGGAAAGGAACCUGAAGAACAAGAGCCGUGGAGCGAACGAGGAGUUACGGCCAGAGAAAGGAGUCGAGGAAGAGAAAGAGAGAAGCCAUGCCCAGGCAACAGAACACCCGAAGCCAGAGGUCACCGAGCCGCCACCGAGUGUCGUCCGAUUUCGUGGGACUCGAAUGGGAAACAUCCCCAUCCCCACCACGAAUCACUCGACAGGGAAGACGUCGAAGUGGUCACCGCCCCGAAUCGGAGUUUCACGAUGGAGACGUCCAAAGGAGUAGACCGUCGCUAUUAUCCUUCCCGAUCAUGGAAACGACAGCAGAGGAGCCGUUGGUGAGUAGGAAGGGUACCGAAAGAAGAAGAGAUGACGAUCGUCCAACAACGGAGAGAGGACAGAGGCCAGAAGAAGAGGAGGGGGCAGCUGGAGGGCAGGUCACGUUCGUGACACGGCCAGAGGACUGGGCAGAGUUGAGUGUGUUGGAGGAGAGGGGAGAGAAGGAGAAGAAGAGGACGAUUCGGCCAGACGGAGCAGAGGUGGUUGUACCUUACCGUUGGCCGGCAAACCAGGGCCCCAAAGAGAGUCUCGAGGCAUACGAAAGCAGAUUAGCCGAAUACGAGCUAGAAAUGUUUUUAAAGUCGAGAGAGCCAAUGACGACGGUAGCGCUGGAAAAAGCCAGGGCCGGACAAAGGAAGGCGCUUCGAGAGAGGAGCGAAAGGCAGUGGAUCGUAGAUGACCUCGAAAGUCAAGAGCCCAUGCCACGGAUGAAGAGGUCAAAUAGCCCCCAUCCAGGACCCCCGACUACAUCAAGCCAGAAGCUAGGAGCCAGACCGGAGGAGUCAGUUCUGAAACCGAAGACUAGGGGAAUAGUCUUUGGUGUCUUAAAGUUGAUUCCGACAGAUAGGUCGAUAGAUCCCCCGCCCUACAGUUGUUUUAACUGCUGGCGAGGGGGACACAACGCCGAAAACUGUCGUCAAUCAAAAAGGUAUGACUAUUGUUGGAACUGCGGCCGACGUUACACCACAGUAGAAAUUUGUCCCAGGUGUGCCAAGGCGUAUGCACGCUACAUGGGAAGGCCAGAGAAAAAGGAGAAGAGGGAGGAGGAAAGGCCAGAGAGAGAGGAGAAGAGGGAGGAGGAAAGGCCAGAGAGAGAGGAGAGGAGGGAGGAAGAAAGACCAGAGAAAGAGGAAAAAGGGGAGGAGGAAAGGUCAGUGAUAGAAAGAAGUAGCGAGGAAAUUGUCGUGAAUGUGAAACCACCACAGCAGGAAGCAGACCCAAUAGAGGGGCAGGAAGUCAAGGAACAGAAAACCGCCGAGGGGAAAGGAAUAGAAGAAGAAAUCCCAGACGACUUGACCCAAAGGAUUAUAACAAUCACAAAGGCACUUGAGGGUUUGCCAGCGGAAACCCUAGACCUAGCCAUAAGACAACUCUUGAGGGAAAGAGAAAGUAGGCUAGAAAGGGGAGCCCGAAAUUAAA
This is a messenger RNA of Leptopilina heterotoma, 2149 nucleotides long. Its product is annotated as caldesmon-like. The record is from RefSeq and is a predicted model, not a curated record. Gene Ontology annotation, molecular function: nucleic acid binding; zinc ion binding. Bases 775 to 2148 code for a protein of 457 amino acids. The transcript is spliced from 2 exons. NCBI's taxonomy places the organism in Eukaryota, Metazoa, Arthropoda, Insecta, Hymenoptera, Figitidae.